AUGGUCAAAGCCGUUGUUGCUGGUGCUUCCGGUGGUAUCGGACAGGUUUGUCUAAUCCUCCAACCCUUGCCGCCGCCCGUCGGCGAUGCGGAACAAGCAGCUAAUGUACCCCGCGACUCGCAGCCCCUGUCCCUUCUCCUCAAGCUCUGCCCCCUGGUCGACGAGCUCGCCCUCUACGAUGUGGUCAACACCCCCGGUGUUGCCGCCGACCUUUCCCACGUCUCGUCCAACGCUAAAGUCCAGGGCUACCUGCCUGCCGACGACGGCGCGAAGGCUGCCUUCAAGGAUGCCGAUGUCAUCGUCAUCCCCGCCGGUAUUCCCCGCAAGCCUGGCAUGACCCGCGAUGACCUCUUCAACAUCAACGCCGGCAUCGUCAAGGGCCUCAUCGAGGUCGCCGCCGAGGUCGCCCCCAAGGCCUUCAUCCUCGUCAUCUCCAACCCCGUCAACUCGACCGUGCCCAUCUCGGCCGAGGUCCUCAAGGCCAAGAACGUCUUCAACCCCCAGCGCCUCUUCGGCGUCACCACCCUCGACAUCGUCCGCGCCGAGACCUUCGUCGCCGAGCUCGCCGGCAAGGCCAACCCCCAGGAGCUGACCGUCCCCGUCAUCGGCGGCCACUCGGGCGAGACCAUCGUGCCCCUCUUCAGCCAGAUCAAGCCCUCGGUCACCAUCCCCGACGACAAGUACGACGCCCUCGUCAACCGCGUCCAGUUCGGCGGCGACGAGGUCGUCAAGGCCAAGAACGGCGCCGGCUCCGCCACCCUCAGCAUGGCCUACGCCGGCUACCGGUUCGCCGAGAAGCUGCUGAAGGCCAUCAAGGGUGCCAAGGGCCUCGUCGAGCCCAGCUAUGUCUACCUCCCUGGCGUCCCCGGCGGUGCCGAGAUUGCCAAGAAGACCGGCACCGACUUCUUCUCCGUCCCCAUUGAGCUUGGCCCCAACGGCGCCGAGAAGGCCAUCGAUGUCCUCGGCGACAUCACCGACAAGGAGAAGACGCUGCUGGACGCCUGCCUCAAGGGCCUCAAGGGCAACAUCGAGAAGGGUGUCACCUUUGCCCACAACCCGCCUCAAAAGUGA
This is a messenger RNA of Thyridium curvatum, 1071 nucleotides long. RefSeq lists its product as uncharacterized. The record is from RefSeq and is a predicted model, not a curated record. The transcript has 6 exons. Gene Ontology annotation, molecular function: L-malate dehydrogenase (NAD+) activity. Gene Ontology annotation, cellular component: cytoplasm. NCBI's taxonomy places the organism in Eukaryota, Fungi, Ascomycota, Sordariomycetes, Thyridiales, Thyridiaceae. Bases 1 to 1071 code for a protein of 356 amino acids. Gene Ontology annotation, biological process: malate metabolic process; tricarboxylic acid cycle.